This is a messenger RNA of Uncinocarpus reesii 1704, 1221 nucleotides long. RefSeq lists its product as uncharacterized. Lineage: Eukaryota; Fungi; Ascomycota; Eurotiomycetes; Onygenales; Onygenaceae. The record is from RefSeq and is a predicted model, not a curated record. The transcript has a single exon. Bases 1 to 1221 code for a protein of 406 amino acids.
AUGGCUGAGAACGCAAAGCUGCACAUCGCAUCAUCUCCAGCUUCAUCCCAGGGGACUGGCAACCCGGACUGUUCUAAACUGACAGACCAAAGCACCCCCGACGACCUUGCACUGCCAGAUUCAAAAUCACCGGCCCUUCACCUCAGCCAUCCCACCGACCAUGAGAACAAUCUAAUCUGGACGCUUGCCGCACCCCUCUGGAAAGAUGCGCUCACCGAUUCGCAGUUCCUAGAGGAAUGCGCCCAUCUCACCACCGUCCCCCUCGCGGCAAACGGGGGCAUGACGCAAUGGAUCCUCGUGGACAGGACGCUGCCUCCAGACCACCGGCCCGUGCUGGCGUCGUGUGAAUCAAUCCGGAAACGUUCGUUGCUCAGCGAUGCGGCCGGGAAUGUCACCGAGACCAUCACCCACGGGAUUGCCAGCGUCUUCUGCAACCCGCAGUACCGGAACAGAGGUUACGCCUCGCGAUUGCUGAGAGAAGUAGCUCAGAUUCUACCCACCUGGCAAGUCGAAGAUCACAAAAAGGUCGUGGGCAGCGUGCUGUUCUCGGGUAUUGGAGGGGCGUUUUAUGCUGCCCUGGGGUGGAAUCCGGCGCGGAGUGUCGAGAUCCAAUUCAGCCCUAUGGUAGUCGAGAAUCCUGGUGCUUCUGAUAUUCUAGCCGACCAGGUAGGCCGGCUUUGUUCAGAGGACGAGGCAAUGAUCCGACGAGCGAUGGCUGUUCCAGCUGAAAACGGAAAGGCACGGUUCAUGAUACUUCCUGAUCAUGAGCAUAUGCUUUGGCACCAUCGGAAAGAGGAGUUUGACUGCGAAAGAUUGGUCGGGAAGAAACCAGCAGUCAAGGGAGCCAUUGCGGGACAACCAGGCAGUCGAGUGUGGGCCAUCUGGAUGCAUCGGUACUGCCGAUCCCCAGGCGAUGAACCCUCGCCCAACACGUUAUAUAUCUUGAGGCUGGUCAUCGAGAACAAGCAGGGCGCACCGGUCGAGGAGUUGAAGGCUGUUCUCCAAGCAGCGCAGACUGAGGCCGCGCGCUGGAGAUUACACCACAUCAAGCUGUGGGACCCUUCACCUCGGGUUGAGCAGUUGGUCAAGCAGACGGGGAUUCAGCAUGAGAAAAUGACCCGAGAUGUGGACGGUGUUUGCUGCCUCAGGUGGUAUGGGGAGGGCAGCGGGCGGGAUGAGGCCCUGGACUGGGUUAGCAAAGAGAAAUAUGCCUGGUGCUAG